Molecule: messenger RNA, 4596 nt
Organism: Poecilia latipinna (sailfin molly)
Lineage: Eukaryota; Metazoa; Chordata; Actinopteri; Cyprinodontiformes; Poeciliidae
Product: mitochondrial import inner membrane translocase subunit TIM16-like
Exons: 28
Coding region: 107-2881 (924 amino acids)
Biological process (GO): protein import into mitochondrial matrix
Cellular component (GO): TIM23 mitochondrial import inner membrane translocase complex
Molecular function (GO): protein binding
Source: RefSeq, a predicted model, not a curated record
GCGCGGCGAGCCAAAGCUGUCAGCUGCAGCAGCGGCAGCACUCUCAGCAGUACCAACCAGCUCGACAGACACCCGGAAGGCACGAAAGUCAAUUUGGGAGAGCAUUAUGAAUCGUUUUAAGACCUCCAAAUUCAAAAACACCACUCCGAAGGUUGCCAAGAAAGAGGGAUGGAUUAACAAUAUCCACGCUGGCUCCGUCUCCUGCCAGGGGAGCCACAUCACAGCAAGCUCCAAGCUGGUGGCUUUCAACACCGAUCAGGCUGGUGGUGGGAUGGUGGGCCUGACCUCAGUCAGCCCUUCGGAUGGCCAAUGGACGGUCACCCAGAUCUCCUGCCAUUCCGAUCUGGUGACUGAUAUGGACUUUUCUCCCUUUGAUGAGUGUCUCCUGGCAACCUGCUCUGGGGAUGAAACGGUGAAGCUGUGGCGUUUGUGCGAUCCAGAGCAGGAGCAGCCCAGCAGUCCUGAAUUGACUCUACAGCCAGGUCAGGGCAGGCUAGAGCUUGUGCACUUCCAUCCCACUUCCUCGGGCCUGCUGGCUGUUGCAACCACCAAGUCUCCUCUGAUUUGGGACACCAGCAGGCAAGAUGCGCCUCUUGCAGCCUUGGAGCAGCACAGCGACCAGUUGCAGAGUCUCAGUUGGAAGCGGGACGGCUCCCUUCUUGCGUCUUCCAGCAAGGACAAGAUGUUGCGAGUGUUUGAUCCCAGAGCCCAGUUGACACCUGUUCAGAGUGCCAAGAGCCUUCAGAGCAACAAGGACUCCCGGAUCCUGUGGGCCAGAGAUGACUUUUUAUUGACCACCGGCUUUGAUACGAUGCGGACUCGUGAAGUGAGACUUUGGGACAGCAGGAAGCUGAGCUCUUCAGUCAGCUCGCUGUCACUCGGCACCUCCAGCGGGUUGCUGGUCCCUCUGUUUGAUGAUGACACUGGUCUCCUCAUGCUCGCUGGCAUUGGAGACACUGCAGUUGAUUGUUUUGAAGUCUCCGCCGCUGAGCCUUUCCUGACUCAAGUGAGUCACUGUCUGACUGACGCUUCAACUCGAGGCGCUGCCAUGGUGCCAAAGUUGGCACUGGAUGUCAUUUCCUGUGAAGUGGUGCGUGUUCUUCAGCUGACAGACAGCUGCAUCGUUCCGAUCAGCUACCAAGUCCCUCGCAAGAGUUCAGGCCAGGAGUUUCAUGAUGACCUUUAUCCAGACACGGCGGGCACGACUCCAGCCAUGUCUGCCGAGGAGUGGUGGAAGGGAGGGAACAAACAGGUGGAUAAAGUCAGCCUCCACCCAGACAAGAGACCCAAACCAGCAGCAAAACAGACGCCUGUUAAGAAGGAGCUGCCCCGCGGAGGAAGCAAAGAGGAUCAGCCUCACGGCUGCUCCACCUCCAGUAGUCCUCUGAGCACCCCCAGCAGCACCGCUGCCCCGUCCCGCUCUCCCUCCUCCACCUCUGGUCUCUCCUCAGGCUUCCUCCCCAGUCCCAGCCAGAGCGUAAAGGCAAUCCAAAACAUGCUGGGACCAACAUCCAAAUUCCGACACAUCCAGGGUGCGGUGAUGCACCGGGACAAACACAUCACCAACAUCCGGAACCUCAACCUGACGACGCCAGGCGAGUGUGACGGCUUCUGCGUAAACCGCCAACGUGUGGCCGUCCCGCUCGCCAUAGCAGGAGGCCAGAUUGUUGUGUUUGAGCGCUCUGGACCCGGGAGGCAGCCGGACACAGCUCUGCCCACCAUCCAAAACUCUGUAAACGUGGCCGACUUUUCCUGGGACCCCUUUGACGCACACAGACUGGCAGUGGCUGGAGAUGAUGCUAAAAUCAGGAUGUGGCAGGUACCUGAGGGUGGGCUGAAAGAGACGCUGACUGAGCCUAAGCUCGUCUUGCAAGGCCACACCGAGAAGAUCUACUCCAUCAAGUUUCACCCUCUGGCCAGUGGAGUCCUGGUGUCCUCAUCCUACGAUCUCACAGUCAGACUGUGGAACCUGGAGAGCGGAGAGCAGGUCAAGAUUCUCACCGGCCACCAGGACCAGGUGUUUGGAAUGGCGUGGAGUCCAGACGGGAAGCUGCUGGCCACAGUCUGCAAGGAUGGGAAAGUUCGCAUCUAUGACCCUCGCAAAUCUACAGCACCUGUGCAAGAGGGGCCGGGGCCAGAGGGCCACAGAGGAGCUCGUGUGGUCUGGGUGUGUGAUGGGAAGUACCUGCUGGUGUCAGGAUUUGACAGUCGUAGCGAAAGAGUACUUUACCUGUUCUCCGCUGACUCCCUGUCAUCCGGGCCAAUAGCCAACGCUUCUUUAAACGUAUCUCCCUCCACUCUUAUCCCAUUUUACGACCCCGACACCAGCGUUGUAAUUCUUACUGGGAAAGGCGACACCAGAGUCUACAUUUAUGAGUUGGUCCCAGAAGAUCCCUACUUUAUCGAAUGCAGCAGUUUUAACUCCCCUGAGCCUCAUAAGGGCCUUGCCUUUUUGCCUAAAACGGAGUGCAACGUGCGAGAUGUGGAGAUAGCUGUGGGACUGAUGCUCACCAAGACCACCAUAGAGCCGGUGGCCUUCAGAGUCCCCCGGGUUAAAAAAGAGUUCUUCCAGGACGACGUGUACCCAGACACAGCAGUGUGGUGGGAGCCUGCGCUCACCGCCUCCGCCUGGCUCUCUGGCUCCAACGGCCAGCAUAAAAAGCUCAGCCUGAAGCCCAAAGACAUGACGCCAGUGAGUGAGGCCCCCAAAGAGGCUCCGGUGAGGAAAUACCUGCCCUCGUCUGUUUACCUGGAGGAAAAAACGGAUGAACAGAAAAAAGACGAGCUCCUGAGUGCCAUGGUGGCUAAGCUGGGAAACAUGGACGACCCCCUGCCACAGGAGUCCUUUGAGGGUGUGGAUGACGAGGAGUGGGAUGAUUAAAGAGGAUGUCAUCAUCCGGGCUUUGCUUCAAGUCAUGGUGCCAACAGCAGAGAGGAAAGGACAGCUCAAGAGUUAUUUUGCCAUUCGUGUUUGAACGCGUCACCCAGACAAUCUCCUGGGGAAAACGAACACCGCAGCCUACCGAACAAGAGAAACAUUGCAUUACAUAAAAACUCAUAUGGUGUAAAUUAAACUUCCAUAAUAUUUAGUACUUCUCUGCAGGAAAUCCCACAUUCAGUUUGAGCUUAAAAUAGUUGUUUUCUCUGUACAGACGACAACAUAAGUGUGGGCACCCGUGGUAAAAAUGUAAAACCUGAAUAUAAAUUAAUCUUGAGAAUAGCCAUAAUUUCAAAGCAAAAAAAAAUACAGCCUUUCAUUUUAAUAUACUUAUUUCAUGGGAGAAACAUCUUAUUUUACAAAAUAAUUACUUUAACAAAUAAUGGGAUAUAUAGAAGAAACAAACUCCUCUUGGAAAGCACAAUCUGUCAGCAUUUGCUUUUUUUUUCCAAGAUCAAAUGUAAAAUCUUUCUUUUCUGAUUAAUUGUACUAAUAUUGAAAGCUCGGAUUCCCCCCUUCUCUCCCUUUUUUCAUUGUGAGAUUACGCUAUGCUUUUUGCACAUCUUUACCAGGGGUGCCAACAAAUGUCUUCAUUGGUAUAUCUUUAACGGAUUCAUCUAUUUGAUGAAUUCAUGAGAUAAUCAUAUAAAAUCACACAACGGUAAAAUAACAAAUCAGAAAAUGUGAAUAAAUCUGCAGCCUGAUGUAUAACCAGUUAACUCUCUUAGCAGCUUGUUAAAAUAAACAAUGUAGAAUCAAGGCUAGUUUCUCCUAACUUUUAAUGGCACAUUUUUAUUUUGUAGAUCUAAAUAAUGAAAUCUUGAAUGUUUGGUUCGACAUGGGACCACUGCUUUGCUUUCUAAUUGUCCACUAUAACAGCACAAGUUCUUAAGACUGAUUGUCUUCCAGUAGAUCAUGCAAAUCACAGUUACUGUAACAGGUUUGAGCUUCUGCAGCAGAUGCCACCUUAAACUUAAGGACACAACAGGGACAGGGGAGUCUCUGAUGUUAGGAACUAUAGAUUCCUUUUCUUUUUAAGCAUAAAUUGAUAUACAGUUGAUUGAUGGUAGAUAUUGUGCAUUUGUGUAUUUGUCCUAGUUAAUGGGUUUGAUUAACUCUUUAACCAUUAAGGAAUGCUUGUAUGAGGAGGGGAAAAAUUGGGAAUUUUGUGCUUUUACUUAAUCAUUCCACUUUGUUUGCAGGGUAGCCUAAUGUUUUUUUUAACUUUAACCCUUGUUAAUAUUCUAACAGUUUGGGGAAUAAUACCCUUUGAAUGGUAUUAAUUAGGCAAACGGCACAGUGUUAGUAACUUAAAAGUGAAGCCAUUGUUGUGUAAUCAUCACUCAGGGCCGCGUUGGAGUCGUUGAGAACCAUUUAUUGAUCCAACAACGUUGUUUACAUCCUCAGAAUGACUGAUGUGAUCAGGCCAAAUCAGCCGUGUAUUUUCCUGCUCGUCAUGUUGAACACAUGUACGGUGGAUGUCACCGGAUGUAUGUGCUUGUGAUUUUUAAAGGUCUCUUGUAUGUUUUGAUUGGAUUAACUGGUUUUGGGCUUUGUUUUUAUAUAGUAAGUAGAACAUUGUGGUUUUGUUUUUAUAGUAAUGGUUUGUGGAUCUUUUUUCAAAAACUGUCUUGCAAUAAACACCAUAUGAACUCUCU